This is a messenger RNA of Aspergillus candidus, 627 nucleotides long. RefSeq names its product putative cell surface protein (gene cspA). Lineage: Eukaryota; Fungi; Ascomycota; Eurotiomycetes; Eurotiales; Aspergillaceae. The transcript has a single exon. The annotation marks the transcript as partial. The record is from RefSeq and is a predicted model, not a curated record.
AUGGUUAAGGGAACCGUUGCAUUCCUGGCCUUGACCGGCCCAGCCUUCGCUGGUGUCAUGCAGGGCCGUGCUGCCGGUGGGCCAUCGCACAAACCUGCGGCGAGCGCUGAGCCGGACGCCAGGGUCACCCUCACUACUACCUACACGACCACUGACUGUCCGGUGACCAGCUCGGUUGUCACCCAUGGCUCGAAGACCCUGACGAUCCCGAUCACCGAGACCAACACUAUCACGGUCACCGCCACCUUCUGCCCUGGCGAGGAGCCCACUCCAAUUGCCCAUACUGGCACGGGCACGGGUGUCCCUGUCCCGACUGGCACCAGCAUCCCGACAGCCAAGCCCAUCCCGACUGGCACCAGCAUCCCGACAACCAAGCCCAUCCCGACUGGCACCGGCAUCCCGACAACCAAGCCCAUCCCGACUGGCACCAGCAUCCCGGGCCGUAACACCACUGUGACCGUUUGCGAGGAGUGCGAGGAGCCCACUCAUGCUCCUAGCCCCAUCCCGCCGUUCCAGAACACUACCUUGACCGUUUGCGAGGAGUGCGAGGAGCCCACUCAUGCUCCUGUUCCCAUCCCGCCGUUCCAAAACGGCACGGUGAUUCCCGUCGUCCCAACUAGCAAGCCG